Eremomyces bilateralis CBS 781.70 is the source of this 1371-nucleotide messenger RNA. RefSeq lists its product as uncharacterized. Bases 407 to 1162 code for a protein of 251 amino acids. The record is from RefSeq and is a predicted model, not a curated record. The transcript has a single exon. NCBI's taxonomy places the organism in Eukaryota, Fungi, Ascomycota, Dothideomycetes, Eremomycetales, Eremomycetaceae. Gene Ontology annotation, molecular function: protein binding.
AGCGGCUACAAGAGUAGCAAGCUAUAUCAACACUGUUACCAGAAUUGCAAAGGUUCACUUCGGCUCCCGUGUCCAGUACUGGGACGAAGGUGACGACCAGUAUGGCAAUUACGACGGGAAUGAAGUCAGAGUUAAUCAGAUCCUAUGAGCAAGUCAGUCAUGCCUUCGUAGAGUCUCGUUCCUGCUCUUUGACAACAUCUAACCCCUUUACUCACAGCGAGACGAGCCUGAGAUCAAUACCAGCAUCGCAUCUCUCCUCACCGGUACUAAUCCCAUCAAUGAGCUUGGUAUCCCACUUUUCGAAAUUAAGGACAUUCCCAGAAAAGGCAAAUGUCUCAUUGCCCGUUUCAAUAUAUCCAACGGCACUCGGAUACUUUGUGAGAAGCCAGUUCUUACGGCUUAAUCCAUGCCGCCCAAUGAGUUGGAGUUGAUCCUCGCGGCCAGGCUAAGGGCAUUGCCCAAAGCGUCGCAACGACAAUUUUUGUCCCUUUACAACAACUGCCCGGGAAAGCAUCCGUUUAGCAACACUUUUAAGACCAAUGCUCUACCCUGUGGCGCAGGCUCAGUGGUGGGUGGAGUCUACCCUACGAUUUGCCUCAUCAAUCACAACUGUAUUCCAAACUCUCACAACAACUGGGAUAGCAACGCGGAGCACGAAACCAUCUACGCGAUCCGGCCAAUCAAAACCGGAGAGGAGGUCACAAUCUCGUAUGACUACGGAGGUACUUCAACUGUACGACGUGCCUUCCUGAAAGAAGCCUUCGGUUUCGAUUGCAAUUGCCGUGAAUGCUCUCGUCCUUCCGAGCUCCAAGCCAGUGACAGCCGUCGUUUACUGAUUCAAGACCUCGACAAUGCCAUCGGCGAUCCAUUCCGCAUGCAGAUUAGGCCGAAGGAGAGUCUGAGUGACUGCCACUCGCUGCUUCAAGUCUUUCAAGAGGAAUAUGACGGGUAUGCUGGGGCGCUCAUCGCCAGGCUCUAUUACGACGCCUUUCAAGUCGGCAUCGCGCAUGGAGAUCAGGCUCGGGCAAGCGUGUUUGCGGAGAGAGCGUACGAAGCAAGGGUUAUCUGCGAGGGUGAGGACAGCCCCGAGACGCAGAGGGUGAAGUCACUCGCGUUGAAGCCAGCCAAUCAUAUUAGCUUUGGACUAUGUUCUAUGAUGUGAACGACAAUGAGGGAAAUGGUACCGAAAGGUCUAAAUACGGCCCAGUUUGAAAAGUGGUUGUUUAGAGAGUAGAGUUCGAUGAUGAAUUCAACGAGGUUCACCGUUUGCCGCCAGGGAACAGCAGCGAUUCGUGUUUUUAUUAAUUUCACAUAGUUAUACAUUUUACAAUUCCUAGUUGCCUAUAGCUCCAAAACUAACCAGCCCUUGAC